AAAAUGAGUUUAGAAGCUCAAGCAAGGGCCAGGACCCAUCAACCCUGUGCUGCUUGUAGGAUGCUACGCAGGAGAUGCGACAGUAGUUGCAUUCUUGCCCCAUAUUUCCCAUGUAAUGAGAUUGAGAAGUUUGCCGGGGUGCACAAGGUUUUUGGUGCUAGCAAUGUAAUCAAAAUGAUUCAGAUGGUGGAGGAAACAAACAGGGAGGAUGCUGCCAAAGCGCUAGUCUAUGAAGCAACAGCAAGGAUCAGAGACCCUGUUUAUGGCAGCACCGGAGCUAUUUUCCAACUGCAAAAGAUGGUGCAAGAACUUAAGAUGCAGCUUGAAUCGACAAAAGCUCGAGUGUUGGAGUUGCAGCAGCAAAAAAAUCAAUUGUUGGGCAUUCUUCUGAAUGUUAAUCAUCUUGAUCUUCUCUCUCCCAUUGAUCAUGGCGGCAGUUUCUCAUUGGAUUAUGACGAUUCUAUGGCCUACGAUCCGUCCAAAUUCCCUGUAGAAAGUGAUUGGAUCUUUUAAUGGGAAGUUCCAUUAACAUGUUGGUAGAUCUAAUUAGAACAAGGAAAAUCUGGGGCAAGGUAUCCUCAGACUAAAGCAUAAGUUCAUAAACUGCAGAAU
Messenger RNA from Durio zibethinus, 612 nucleotides. RefSeq names its product LOB domain-containing protein 1-like. The record is from RefSeq and is a predicted model, not a curated record. Lineage: Eukaryota; Viridiplantae; Streptophyta; Magnoliopsida; Malvales; Malvaceae.